AUUCAACGGGUUCUGGAACACCUUCGUUCCUAAACCGGUGGCUCCAUUGUUCGAUAAUUUCUCCAACGGUGGAGCAUUGCGCGUUUACUGUACACAGACGUCGCGUCGAUCGAGAAAAUGUGAUACUUUUAGUACAAUGUAAACGUACUUCGGUAUUCACAAUGCCGGCAAAAGUACGAGCACUAGAAAUACAGCGGUGCAACAUUGUGGCAACAAUCAUAAAGAAUAAUUGGUUGUCAACAUUGGAAUGAAUUUAUAAUCAAAGACUAUCGUAGGAGACGGCACAACGCGUUAGCAAACCAAUUCUCCGUUAGAUUCCAUUGAUAUUGUUUCUUUAUUCGACAAAUUGUAUUACGUGCUGCCAGCUGUUGGAAGUUCACAACAUAUGAUCGAUUUGCGGCGCGUGCGCAGUAACGUGUUGCGGAAAGAAGGGUGCGGGCCUUGCAGGCCAUGAUUCAGUUUAGGACGCCAGCAGUCGCCACCGGUUCUGCUUGUAACUUGCAACGAGUCGUCUACCAUGACAGUUAUCAGUGUGACACGAGUGCGACGUUGAAUUUUUCUCUAUUAAUGACGAUAAGGGAAACGAUUCGAUGGGCUAAGCUGUAGUACGGCUACGAAUGUUUGUUUAUCGCUUUACAAAUAAACAAUGGCAUUGGUGUUCUACAUGAUACAGUGUGCUGCACUAGAGGAAUCGUUUCCGUUCUAAACACGCGUUUUCGUUCUGGUGAAUGGCGGGUGGCGAUAUGGUGACGGUUCUGUGACGUGUAUCUCGUGUUGUGUUGCCUGUCAGUUUCCUCGUGUAUUUGGAAUCGCAUCAUUGUUCGUUCGUCGUACGAUUCAUCAAAGCAUACAUUUAUUUCGCGGUUUAUUCAAUUCCGCUAGAAAGUAUUAACUUUCCACGCUGUUACGACCUACAGAAUUAUUUCUUCGGUUACAUGUCAGUUGUUUACAAGCAGGACUUUUCAAUUGAUCGAAACAACGGGAGUAUAAGAAAUCACAAGUACAUUGAGGAACGAAGCUAUUUUAUUCCAGUAUUUCACGUAUCGAGUUGUUUAGUGCGUCACGAAAUGCAGUGUUGUUAUCUACACGGUCGGUUCGAUGGACACUGUCACGUUAUGUGCGUGGGGUCGACUGAAAUACGCGACUGCGCGUAAAAGUGUGUUCGGGCGAGCAAUUAAGAGAGGAGAUAUCCUACGGUAUCUCUUUCUCGCGUUCGGCUCGAGAUCAUUAUCGUGAGUCAGAAGAUGUUUAACUUUAUGAAGAAGGCCACGGAGAAGGACGACAAGGAGAAGAGGAAGCGUGAAAAAAAGGAACGGAAAGAUGUCAAGAAACGUGAUCGGAGUAGUAUGUCCGCGGAAGAGUUACUGCGCUUGGAUGAAGUUCGAAGGUCAUUGAAAAUACCUGGUCGCCGGAAGGAAAAGGAAAAGUUACCGAGUGGUAUCACUGCAGACUAUAGUGCUUCGUUUUUCGCUUAUUUAGAUCGGGAUAUCUUAGAAAAUUCACAGAACUCGUCGAAUUCGGGACAAGGCACGCGUACGAAUAAUAAUUCGACGAAUAGGGCGGCGGAUGGUUUGAUACAGAGUGAUUCGUCGGAAACUUCGCUGACUUCUUUGACCAUCACUACGACAUCGUCAGUGACGUUGACGAAUGCUACCAGUCAUUUGGGAAAGAAUUUACCACCGUUACCACCGAAACCUCCUAAGCGGGGAAUUCUGAAGGGGCCACGUCUAGGCAUCCCUGGCACGCAGAACGCCCACGCCGAGGAGAACCCGUUGUCAAAUGGCGACGAGACAAGUUAUCAAGAGCCUAACAAUUUAUUAGCAAGAAAUACCCUUCAAAACGAAGUCAUCGCCUAUCAAAACGUACCGACGCAUUUACACGGGUUGGGAUCCGCUUUAAAUAAAGACGAGAUUUGCAGUGAAGAAGAGACGCUGACUUGUCAGAGUUCGUGGCAGAUUUCACCUCAACGAUCCGUUCAACAUAAUCAGCAGCAGGUGCAUCAGCAACAAGUGCAACAGCAGCAGCAGCAGCAGCAACAGCAACAACAAUAUCACCACCAUUAUCAUCAUUCUCAUCAUCACCAGAGCGAUACGAAAUUGUUACAGGUGGUAACCAGUGCUAGUCCGUCGGCGGAUUCUUUAACAGAUACGACGAAUUCAAGUUUUGCCACACCACCUUUCAGUCUGUCGCCGGUCGGAGAGUCCCAAGGAUUCUCAAGGUGGCGGUCGACGGCAUCCUUUGAGGAACAAGGCGUUGAAUUACAACUUCCUGAAAUUAUUUCAUUGGAACUGCCUGAACCUCGGGAGUUAACGAUUCACCGGCAACCGCCACCGCGGAACGAUUUCGGAUUUUCAUUACGGCGCGCCGUUGUCGUGGAACGAGCCGCGGGAGGAGCUAGCACCCAAAUGAGAUCGGUGAUUUUUGCUGAACCCGGGUCGCUGGUGCAACACAACAAUGAAACUGGCUUGUUACCCGGUGAUAGAUUAAUCGAGGUCAAUGGAAUCAACGUUGAUGAUAAGUCACGCGAAGAAAUUAUCGAUCUCAUCAAGCGGUCUGCCAACUGCGUUACCGUAAAGGUGCAGCCGGUUGCAGAACUGUCGGAAUUAUCAAGACGCGGAGAUAGCGACGGACAACAGGUCGAGCUUGCUGCUGCGAACAUUCGUAGCGGUACGCUUCGAAGGUCCGGUAGUUUGAGAUUUCAAGAUAGUAUGGCCCGAUCGGAAGAACACUUGGCACAAGAACAAGAAUGGCUGAAUUACGAAAAGGUGUGGUUAUUGCAUCGAGGUGGUUUUACUCUCGCGACCAAAUAUGGCUCAGCGGAUCCGGAUACGGGAAAGCUGAGGAUUCGUCUAGCCACUUCCGGCGAAGAACUUCUCAUAGACGAGGAGGAUGUGGAGAAGGCCAAUCCUCCGCAAUUUGACAGGGCAGAAGAGCUUUCCCGAUUGCGGUUUCUUAACGAAUCCUCUGUUCUCCACACACUGAGACAACGUUACGCUAGUAAUUUAAUACAUACUUAUGCAGGCGACAGUAUGAUCAUCAUUAAUCCGGUGGCGCCAUUAGCAAUCUACUCAGAGAAGGUGGCGCUUAUGUUUAGAGGAUGUAAAAGUGAAGAUGUGCCGCCCCAUGUUUACGCGAUGGCGCAAGCAGCCUAUAGAGGAAUGUUAGCAACUCGAAGAGAUCAUUCAUUAGUUUUUCUAGGUCGUAGUGGAUCAGGAAAAACUACGAACUUCAAACAUGCUCUUCAUUACCUGGUGCUAGCUGCAGGCACAGUUAACAAAAUCCUGACCAUUGAGAAACUCAAUGCCGUCUUCACUGUGCUAGAAGCAUUUGGAAAUUGCAGAACAUACAUGAAUUCUAAUGCAACGCGUUUUACGCAACUUUUUAGUCUAGAUUUCGACCAAUCGGGGCAAAUUGCGUCCGCCUCUUUGCAGGUGCUACUACUAGAGAAGUCAAGGAUAGGUAAAAGAGCAAAUGGAGAUCCAACCUUCCAUGCUAUUUACCGCUUGCUGGCAGGCGCUGAAGGUGCUUUAAGAAAGGAAUUGCAUCUUACAAAUUUAGUCGCGGAAAAUAAUUCAUUCAUCACGCCUCUUCAGAAGCAUGAAGAUAAACAACGCGCCAUGGUUGAAUUCAAUCGAAUUGUGGCGGCCUUUAGGACUCUUGGUAUCUCGGAAGCCGAUGAGAAAGCUAUUUGGCUGGUACUCACUGGUAUAUAUCACCUGAGUUGCGCGGGUGCUGUCAAAGUUGGUACUAGUUCUCAAAGUCGGUGGCAGUUUGCAAGAGUAGAGUGUGCAGAGAAAGCAGCCACAUUACUGGGUACCACGGUCGAGGAAUUGAGUAGAAUAGUGUUCUCUUGUAACGGAGGUGGUGGUACGCCGAGUACUCCAAGGCCGACAUUGAGGACACCCAGUCCUACAGAACAAAGCAAGGACAUAACAGGCCUCGACGCUCUCGAAGGGUUACUCAUUGGACUUUAUUCUGAAGUAUUCCAUUGCAUCGCGGCCCUUAUUAAUAAAUCCAUAUCAUCGUCUGUACAUACGGUAGCAUCUUUAUUGCUCUGCGAUUCGCCAGGCUUUCAGAAUCCUGCUACAUGUGGACGACAAACUGGAGCUUGCUUCGAAGACCUUUGUCAUAAUUAUUUGCAAGAACGUUUGCAAUUGUUGUUUCAUCACACAGCAUUAGUGGCUCCGAGAGACAGAUACAUCCAAGAAGGAAUCGACGUAGAUUACGAAGAUGACUGUGAUGAAAACGGUAUCGGGUCGCCACAAGCUUUGAUUUCACUACUAGAUCGUGGAAGUUCACAAGGUGCAACAAUGCUGCGAACUAGUCAAAAUGAUCUUAGCGGAAGUAGACAGAUGGAACGAAAAGGGCUUUUAUGGUUACUGGAUGAAGAAGCAGUAUGUCCUGGUGGUAGCGACGAGACCUUCUUGGAUCGAUUAUUUUCUCAUUAUGGAGAUCGAGAUCAUCAAAUGUUAUUAAGGAAAGCACCCGGUAACAAUCAAUUUAUUUUGCAACAUUUAUUGGGUACUAAUCCUGUGCUUUAUACGACUACCGGUUGGCUUAAAGCUACGAGAGAAAAUCCGGUUACUAAAAGUGCCAUUACAAUUCUUCAAGAAAGCACAAGAGAAGAUGUUAACAUGCUGUUUGUGAGUGCGCGGGGAGCUGGAGUUUCUGGAACUUUAUGCAGUUCAAUGCCUGGAUUAGAAGGUUCACAGUCUUUAAGAAGAGCUUCGAGUAUUAGACGAACAUUUACUGCCGUGAAAAGAAAAAAUGUUUGUUUGCAAGUGAAAUUCACUGUAGAUGGACUAGUGGAAACAUUGAGAAGAACGCGAGUCAAGUUCCUUCAUUGUAUAUUACCACAGCACACUUCCGGUAGUACCGACAACAAAAGUUUAUUGUCUGUAAAAACCAAUCAGAAUGAAGACAGUAUAAUCAACGUGCCUCUUUUACGUUCUCAGUUACGAGGAAGUCAAAUAAUUGAUGCUGUUCGGUUACAUAAAGUCGGAUUUCCAAAACACAUGGCAUUAGGCGAAUUUAGAAGACGGUUCAGAUUAUUGUCGAGUGAAUGUAAUGCACGGCCUGGUAGUCCUGUAGGUGAUGAACGACGUACUGUGGAAGAUAUGUUACUGACUGUUGACAUUGACCCAGCUUCAUACCGUGUUGGACAAAGUCAAAUAUUUUUCAGAUCAGGUACUCUGGAACGACUAGAAGCUCAGCGGGACGAGAAGCUGACUGGGCACAUUAUUCUUUUACAAGCGAGAUGCAGAGGUUACCUGGCACGUCGUAAACUCAACACGUUGAAAUUACAAGAUCUUGCGGUUAGAUGUAUACAGAGAAACGUUAGGAAGUGGAUGUCUGUACGAGAAUGGCCAUGGUGGAGAUUAUACGUAAAAGUUGCACCUUUAUUGAACGUGCAUCGGACCGAAGAUCAGCUGAAGGCAAAGACGGAGGAGCUCGAGAUCCUCAAAGCGAAGGUCGAGAGGUUGGAACAAGAACGCAAUCAUCUGAAACAUGAUAAUGAUAUAUUGGAAACUAAGUUAAGCGAAAUGUCCGCCGAAUUUGCCGAAGAACAUUCGACUUCGACAUUGGCAGCGGAGAGGAUUAACGCGGAAACGUCCGAACGUUUGCGGCUGGAGAAAGAGUUGCAGGACGUUACUGAAACAAAUAAGAAUCUCCAGCAAGCGACAGAACGUCUAGAAAUGGAGCUAUUGUAUGCGAGGGCUGCUGAUUUAAAUGGUGUCGUAUCCGACGUGGAGGACGGCGAAGAUGGCGGUGUUUACAAACAGCGAUACGAGCACGCUGUCAGAGAGCUUGAGUUCACUAAAAGAAAAAUGGCGCAGCAACACGAAGACGAUCUUGAACAAUUAGUAGGACUUAAGAAACAGUUGGAGAAAAAGUUAACAGACGCUUACGAAGAAGUUGAAGAGCAACGUCAAGUUGUCGGGCAAUGGAAACGACGUGUACAAAAACUGAAUGGUGAAAUGCACGACGUGAGACUGUUAUUGGAGGAACAAACGGCCAGGAACAACCUCUUAGAAAAGAAACAACGCAAGUUCGAUUCGGAAAUGCAAAAUUUGUUAAACGAUAUCCGACAAGAAAAAGCACAGCGAGAAAAAUUGACGAGGGAAAAAGAAAUAGCGCUCGCUGAAAAAUUUACCAUAGAGCAAAAUUUGAGCGAUGCGAGACUAGAGAUCGAAUUAAAAGAAGAAAGAUUGCGCACGUUAAGUCAAGAAUUAGAAGAGUUGACGUUUGGUGGAAAAACUGAAGAAGAAGUAGCGCAGUUAAAGAAAGCUAAACACGAGCUGGAAAAACGGGUGAAAGAUCAAGAGGAAGAACUCGACGAUCUUGCUGGUCAGGUGCAACUUCUCGAACAAGCGAAGCUAAGACUGGAAAUGAAUUUUGAGCAACAGCGUAAAGAAAUGCGUAAGGAAAUGCAACAGCGAGACGACGAAUUGGAAGAUAUACGCGGUAACGUACUUAAAAAGGUCAAAGCUUUGGAGUCACAAUUAGAAAAUGAGUAUGAGGAAAGGACCAUUCUUCUUCGUGAGAAACACGAAUUGGAACGUCGCUUGGUAGCUAUAGAAGAUCAAGACCGAACCGAACGGGCUGCGGAGGCUGAAACUGUGCAUAGGUUGAAGAGGGAUCUAAAGAGGACAAAGGUGCUGCUUAGAGACGCUCAGACCAUGCUCGAAAGAUCUAAGAGCGAUUCAACGGGCAAGGCAGCUUUGCGACAAUUAAAAAAUCAAUUGGAAGACGCGGAAUGCGCUCGAGCAACUGCAAUUAAAGCGAAACAAGCAUUGGAACAAGAAUUGAAUGAAACGCAAGCGUCACUGGAAGAAGCAUUACGACAACGCUCCGAAGCUGAAGAUCGUGCUAAUGUAGCCAAUCGUGAGAGAACUGAAUUGCUUUCACAAUUGGAGGAAAAUGAAGAAGAGCUCGCAGAAGUCUUGAAAAAAUAUCGGGCGGCGGUUCAGCAAGUGUCAGCGGAACAGGGACAGUUGCAGGAAGCUCAGGUACAAAUUGCCGCUUUGGAGACGGAAAAAACUUCGCUGAAAGAUCAACUUUCGGAACUAACACAACGAUUGGAGUCCGUUGAACAACUUGGUGAUCCUACAGCGAAUAGUUUAGCCACGAGACGUCUCGAGUUUCGUGCCAAAGAGCUUGAAAGCAAAUUAGAGCUGGAACAAACGACAAGAGCACGUUUAGAGACGCAAAUAACGAGGUUAAAAGAGAAUGUUGAAAAACUGCAAAUCGAAACUGCAUCACUGAAAACAAAAGAGCAAACUGCUCAAGAAACUGCAAGACGAUUACAAAGAUCGUUACGUGAGGCACGAGAAGAAGCUGCUUCGUCAUUAACUCGUGAACAAGAAGCGACCCGUGCUCGUCGCGAAUUAGAAAAAUGUCUUGAGGCUGCAGAAGCAGAGACCAAAGUGGCCAAAGACGAUCUAAGACUAGCACUUCAAAGAAUUGAUGAUUUGCAAAGUGCGAUUCAAGGUGAUCUUGAUUUGGACUGCAGUGAAGAGGCAACGACUGAAAACAGUGAUAGUGAUUGAUCCGCACCAUUAUCGGAUUUUGAGUCCGAUGAGAGCAAGAAUGAAGAUUCGACUGCUAUACCCACUGUCGAAGGACUUCCUAAUAAAUCGUUACUUUCUGAUGCAUCAAUUAUAGAUUAGCACGAAUUGAAAGGUGCAAGGUAAAAUGAAAGAGCUGGUUGAUGUAGGGUGAUUAGGAAAGGAAGAUCUAUACUCUGAAAGGUGAAAAUAUUGGUCACCCAAAGAAAAAAGUUCAUGUGAACGAAUCAAAGAGACCAAAUCAAAAUACUAGAAUUUACAAUAAAUUUUGGAAAACACAGCAACAGUAACAUCAAUGUACUUCAUAUCUUGUAUACGAAUUACUUUUGCGAUAUUGAGAACACUUUGAUGUUUCUAAUCUACGAAGUAAUAUUUAAAAUAUGUACCAAUUUGUGUAGGGUUUCCAUUUUUCUCGCAUAGAUUUCACCUUUCAUCCAUCCUCCAUAACCGAAAAUUGAACACAAUAAAAUGUGAAAUAUUGUUGUGUUGUUAGCAAAAAGAAUAAAUUUUUCUUUCUCUGUAUACACUCCUCCUCGGUUGAACAUGUUGCAAUUAGUAUCCAAUAUUUUAUAACUGUGACAGAUUUAACAAUUAUGUGAUCAAGAUUAGUUAUGCUUAAGCAUAGAAAAGGAGAGCGAGAAUAUAUUGGUAAUAGUUUCAUAAAAUAUAUACAAAGUAAGACAACUUUUACACCGAAUCAAUAAUUUACACAUUAAUUUAAUACGUGACACGCUUUCAAGUGUAAUAUUCCCUCCAUAUAACGAUGCCUCUUGGCUCACGUAACGCGAAUGUAGGAAGCAGUAGUAGAUACAGUUUCAGGUAACUCUUAUCUAUUUUAUCGACAGAAAUAAUGAGGAACAAUCAAAGAUAAACAAAUAAGUUCUUCUUUAUUAAGAACAUUAUUAAACUCACAAGAACCUCAAAAUGUUAUUAAUGUUUUUAUUAUAAUACUUACUUUGUUUUAUUUUACACUCGUCAUUACAUUGCAAAUGUUUAUGGAUGCAUAUCAUAUCUGAAUAAGUAAAAUACAAUAAGUUAUUUUGUCUAAGUAUAAUAUGGUCGGGAUGUUUAUGAUGGCGGUGUCAUUAUGAAGAUGUCGACGUAGAGUAAUUAUGAAAAAAGAGCAACGCAUCUCUCCUUUCUUAUGUUCCCAUUAUGCUUAGCUUUCAACUCACAAUUAAUUAUAAAAAAAAAGUAAGUGACAUAUGACGGUGUAAUAUAAUAAUCGGGGAAAUGUAUAACAGUUUUAUUGAACAUUUACCUCUAUGUUGUCGUUCAGAACUGACCACAUGUUCAUAUGAAUGUUUUUUUCGCAAUUAUUAGACUGUGGGUGUUUAUGUAAAUACAGAUUUUUAUGGAUUAAUUUACAGAAUUUGGAACCAAAAAUAUAUUUAUUUAUUUCAUGAAAGAUUUUAUUAGGUUCCGAAUCAAGUAAGAACUUCAAUUGAAGUUCAUUAAACUUUCUGCCGUAUUAAAUUUUACACACAUUCACAUACAUAUACAUACACGUAUGCAUUAAAUACAUAAAAUCUACAGUCAAGUAAUGAUCAAUGCUAUCACCUAACGAAGUGUUAAUUUUCGCUUCCGAAUUACUCUAUACCCUUAUACAUACUAGCUUAGGAUAAACAAAAUUAGUUACUCAUUGUCAACGUUAUCAUCACUGCCGAAUAGUAUCAAAACAUUAUCUGCGCGAUAACGAAUGGAAUCGAAGAGUAAACAUUAAAUUGUGAAUUAUCUUUUAUAAAACUUUAUGGACAGUAGACUGGAGUGCUUAGAUGAAGGACGGGAGCAACGAAGGAAAUCAAUACAAAUACUUUGUAUGAACGUCUAAGUGAUCAACUUGCGGCUCUUUCGCUUGCCGAAACAAUCAACAAAGUUUCUAGGUGCUAACUAUAAUUCCCAGUCAACGUGUAUGUAACGGCUUUUGUACUUUACUUUGCGAUGUGCGUUUCGACGAUAUUUUAUCCGAUAGUAGUUGUCGUCGGCAUUGUCGAUCUUCCAGUCUUCCAAAGGAUUACGAACUUACGGAUAUCGUAGCGUCGGAACGCUCGCUCUCACACGUUCGAUAAUCACACCAUAGCCUUUUAAUAACAUUGUAUACAUGCAGUUUGUAUGUGCUACGCAAUGGAGACCGAAGCUAUAAUUCUUUGUAAACAGAAAAAGAAACGUGCUCUACGAUUUUUAACACUUCGCUACCGAGUCAACUAUGUUGAUUACUCUUUACAAUUUGUAUUAUAUAAUACGAGUCAUAACUUCCUUGGUUUCUCAUAAAAGAUAGUCGUGUAACUUAUUGCUUUGUAAAAUGCAGAUACCUUAUUUAAUUAACUGGGCUACCCAUUUCUUUUCUAAGUCCUACUUAUUAUGACAGUUGUUGUCUGUAUAGAAAAUUAAACUUUUGCACUCUCACUUACCUACUCAUAAACUAACCACCUAUAAAAAUAAUUGUGUGGAAUCAUUACUGAACCAUCAUUAUUUUAUAAGAUUAUUAUUGUCGAGCACAAUACUGCUAGACUGUGGACGUUCAGGCGAAAAUAAAUUUCAAUGAAUCAAUUCGCAGAAAUUACAGUCAGAACAAUAUUUAUUCACUUCAGCAGAGGUAUAGUAUCUUUUCCAAAUUCGAUGAAAACGUUAUUAAGUUUUUUUAUACUUCUUACUACAUGUAACUCUUUUUUUAAAACUCUUACAUGUAACAACCGCGUAAAGUUCAUGAUCCGUUAAUCCUUUUUAAGUUAACUUUCCAUUAGCGGACACCAGGACACACUCACUGGAGGACAAAUACAUAUUUUUCACCUAUUAUUUAUAAUUAUAUUUCCUUUUCCCUACAAUUAUUAUGUCUUGUUGGAAUUUAAAAAAGAAUACACAGGAUAAGGUACAACAUUUUUAAGAGCGUAUAAUUAGUCAGAAUGUACUAAUAUUAAUCAGAAUGGCAUAAACCUAGUUUUGUUUAUUACUGUCUUGUACUCGUUGUCCGCCUUCUGAGGGUUAAUUUUAUACAAUCAUUCGUUUCAAACAAAUUGAAAUUAUUUAUGGUGGACGAUGUGUGUAGGUGUAGUUUGCAGUGCAAAGGUUUCAAAAUAGAAGAACAUUCGUUUUUCGUAAGUUUCAGAUUAAAAAUGAGUUAUGAUGAAAUAAACCCUAUUACUUCAUCUUUAUUAUAAAAAUGUUGCAUAACAUUAAAAUCCUUGAUUGCAAAACUAAUUGAAAAUCGUUAUAUAUAGAAAACUAAAUUAAAUGUGCCACUUAUUUUAAUAAACUUUUUCUUUUUGAAAAAAUUAAAGUAAGGUGUUACAUUGUAUUCGGUCCUUCAUCUCCCUUUGAUAAAACCAUUUUCUCCUUAAAUUUAAAGCCCUGUACUGACUUUUUCACGCAUACAUUUAUAAUGAUGGUUUUCGGAAAGAAAGAAAUACAAAGAAAAUAAAAUAUCUGAUUACGAUCAUUUAUAAUAAUUUAUAUUUUAAUAUAUAAUUUCGAAGUGCUAAAUAAAAAAGAAAAUUGUUUUUACUUCUUAUGAUAUCUUUAUCAACUUCUCAACAAUUCGUUUGUUACUUAAACUCCCUGUCUAUAACGAAUUAUCCAUAUAUGAAACGUUUUAAAUUUACGAAGUACUGUGUUGCGAUACUAUUCUUCUAAAUUCACAUAGUCUAAACAAACUGCUUUUAAACAAGAUUACGAUACUGAACGCGCUAAUAUUAUUUCUGAAUUUUUUUUUAACAAAGCUAGUAGAUAACAAAGAACACAGGUAAUAUGAAUAGCUACUAGCUGUCUUUUCGUCCGUAAGUAUUUCAUAAAAAACCAAGAUUUUUAUGGGGAACAUUAAGCAACAGUGGUGGCUCGUAGCUAAAAUUAGUGGGGGUGCUGGUCCAGAAAAUGUUUAGCCUUUGUUUUAAAGUGUUUGUAUCUUUAUCAUAAACUGGGGAAUGACUACUGACAUUAACCCCUUGCCCCACAAUAUCGUGUCAGACUCGUGAUGAAGAUUUCAAGUAGCAUUGAACACACAUAAAUAUUAUUUAAUUUGUUUGAAUACAAAUUACAUAUUAUUUCUCUGUUAUCAAUGAUUACACCUUAAAGCUGUGUUUCCCAACGUGGGGCUGUCGCCUCACAGGAGGGCAAUUUGAUUUUUAAGGGGGGCAAUUUGAAAUUUGAAAUAUCACUUCAUAUAUCUCACAAUAUUUUCGCACGUAAACAAAAUAGCAAAAAUAUUAUAAUAUUAAAAAUUAUAUAUAUGUUACAUAGGGAGGCAUAAGAAUUUUAGAAAGGCUUAGGUGGGGCAUGGCGUAAAAAAGGUUGGGAAACACUACCUUAGAGCACACGUUGACAUAGGAAAAGACUGGAAUUUUCUCUUAGUUUCAAUAAAUUAUUAAGAACAAAGUAAUUAGAUAGAUCACAGUUUACAAAGAAAUCAUAGGGCAAGGGAUUAAGCUUAAGGAUUAUAUAUCGUACAAGUAUAAAGAAAGAAUUAAAGAAAAAAGAUCUCAUUAUAUUAAAUGUUAUCGACCAUAGCAAGUGGAAAUUGGGGGUGCUGCAGUUCCACAGUGCCUAUACGCGAGCCGCCGCUGUUAAGCAACAUUUUGAAACAAUUUUCAUAUACUUUUUAUUACAAAAAAUCAACAGAGGU
Nomia melanderi (Alkali bee) is the source of this 12183-nucleotide messenger RNA. Lineage: Eukaryota; Metazoa; Arthropoda; Insecta; Hymenoptera; Halictidae. The record is from RefSeq and is a predicted model, not a curated record.